Penicillium hordei is the source of this 2367-nucleotide messenger RNA. It is a transcript of the gene xlnD, whose product is annotated as beta-xylosidase XylA. Gene Ontology annotation, molecular function: alpha-L-arabinofuranosidase activity; xylan 1,4-beta-xylosidase activity. Bases 1 to 2367 code for a protein of 788 amino acids. NCBI's taxonomy places the organism in Eukaryota, Fungi, Ascomycota, Eurotiomycetes, Eurotiales, Aspergillaceae. Gene Ontology annotation, cellular component: plant-type cell wall. The record is from RefSeq and is a predicted model, not a curated record. Gene Ontology annotation, biological process: xylan catabolic process; arabinan catabolic process. The transcript is spliced from 2 exons.
AUGCCUAGCACUUCGCUACUCGCCUUGCUGGCGGCCUUCGCCCCAACUGUGUUGUCCCAGGACAACACCAGUUAUGUGGACUACAAUACCGAGCCACAACCGAAUCUUUACCCCGAAACGAUGGCAAAAGUCGAUUUUGCUUUCCCAGACUGCUCCAAUGGUCCACUCAGCAAGACAAUUGUCUGUGACACCACCGCAAAGCCACACGACAGAGCGGCUGCCCUUAUUUCCAUGUUCACCUUUGAAGAACUCGUGAAUAGUACUGGAAACGUCAUUCCCGCAAUUCCUCGGCUGGGCCUUCCACCUUACCAGGUUUGGAGCGAAGCUUUACAUGGUUUGGAUCGAGCAAAUCUUACCGAAUCCGGGGACUACAGCUGGGCUACCUCGUUCCCAUCCCCCAUCCUCACCAUGGCUGCCCUGAACCGCACCUUGAUCAACCAAAUCGGUCAAAUUAUAUCAACUCAAGGCAGAGCAUUCAAUAAUGGGGGUCGGUAUGGGCUCGAUGUGUAUGCACCAAACAUCAAUUCCUUCCGCCACCCAGUGUGGGGCCGUGGACAGGAAACUCCAGGCGAGGAUGUCCAACUUUGCUCAGUUUACGGACUUGAGUACAUAACAGGUGUUCAGGGUGGCUUGGACCCUAAGGAUCUGAAAUUAGCGGCAACAGCAAAGCAUUACGCUGGCUAUGACCUCGAGAAUUGGGACAAUCAUUCAAGACUGGGAAAUGAUAUGAGCAUCAGCUCAUACGACCUAGCCAGCUAUUACACCCCUCAGUUUGUCACAGCAGUGAGGGAUGCAAGAGUUCACAGCGUGAUGUCAUCGUAUAACGCAGUCAAUGGCGUUCCUUCAUCGGCCAAUUCUUUCUUACUCCAAACCCUCCUUCGUGACACCUGGAACUUUGUCGAGGAUGGCUAUGUUUCUUCUGACUGCGACGCUGUCUACAAUGUCUUCAACCCCCAUGGAUAUGCCUCCAGUGCCUCGCUCGCUGCGGCAAAAAGUAUACAGGCAGGGACAGAUAUUGACUGUGGGGCGACGUAUCAACUCUAUCUGAAUGAGUCGGUCUCCCAGGGCGAGAUUGCCCGCAGUGAGAUUGAACGUGCUGUCACUCGUUUCUAUUCUAACCUCGUCAGUCUGGGCUACUUCGAUGGCAACAACAGCAAAUACCGAGAUCUUGAUUGGUCUGACGUUGUGGCCACUGAUGCAUGGAACAUUUCAUACGAGGCUGCCGUAGAAGGAAUUGUCCUUCUCAAGAAUGAUGGCACUUUACCGCUGUCCAAGAACACCCGCAGUGUUGCAUUGAUUGGGCCAUGGGCAAAUGUAACAACUACAUUGCAAGGAAAUUACUAUGGUGCAGCGCCCUAUCUUACCGGUCCGCUCGCUGCCCUACAGGCCUCCGACUUCGAUGUCAACUACGCCUUUGGCACCAAUAUUUCCUCAGAGUCCACUUCUGGGUUUGAAGCUGCUCUAUCGGCUGCGAGGAAGUCUGAUGUAAUCAUCUUCGCCGGUGGGAUUGACAACACGGUUGAAGCAGAGGGGGUGGAUCGCGCAAACAUCACCUGGUCUGGUAACCAGCUCCAGCUGAUCGAUCAGUUGAGUGACCUGGGCAAGCCAUUAGUUGUUCUACAGAUGGGCGGUGGCCAAGUGGACUCUUCGUCGCUCAAGGCCAACAAGAACUUUGGGGUGGCUACCCGGGGCAAUCCGGGGGGUCCUGCCAUUCUGGACAUUCUCACUGGAAAGCGUGCACCGGCUGGUCGUCUGACAGUUACCCAAUACCCUGCUGAGUAUGCUCUUCAAUUCCCUGCUACGGACAUGAGCUUGCGCCCCAAGGGCAACAACCCUGGGCAGACCUAUAUGUGGUAUACAGGCAAGCCAGUUUACGAGUUUGGUCAUGGGCUGUUCUACACAACAUUCAAGGCAUCACUGCCCGACUCCCACGGGACCAAUAAUGGAGCUUCCUUCGACAUUGUGAAGCUUCUCUCACGAUCAAACACUGCAUACAACGUGGUCGAACAAGUCCCGUUCAUGAAUUACACCGUCGAAGUUAAGAACACCGGUGAUGUCGCGUCUGACUAUACCGCUAUGGCCUUCGUCAACACAAAAGCUGGACCGAGCCCGCAUCCCAUCAAGUGGCUGGUUGGCUUUGAUCGCCUUGGUGGAAUUGGUCCCCAAGCCACUCAGACCAUGAAAAUUCCCAUCUCACUGGACAAUGUGGCUCGCACCGAUGAGAAUGGUAAUCGCAUUGUGUAUCCCGGCAAGUAUGAACUUUCGUUGAACAAUGAACGUUCGGCCGUGCUGUCAUUCACUUUAACUGGUGAUGCGACCACCAUUGCUACUUGGCCAAAGGAGAAACAACUUGUUCUUCCUUCGUGA